CCUCCACCCCCCCCAAACGCUUCAAAGUUUGUCUCAUUUCCGGAUGGAAUGGGAUGGAAUUUGUUUGAUUUUUAGAAUUAUGUUGCUGAUAUUCAAGGUUCAAAUUUUCAGUUCUUUUUCAUUUUUCUUCAUUUUCAUGAUAUCAAAAAUCCAUUCUAAAUCGAAGCAGAUGCCCUAAAUUUUUAAAAUUGUGGUUUAGUUUACUCCCUUUUUCUUCAAAAAAAAGGUGUUUUUUGAGACAUUUUGAAAAAAUUUAAAUUUUCGUAUCAUUUUUUUAAAAGUUGUCAAGUUACGUGAACUUCUUCAAGUUGAAUUUGAUGCAUCUUAAACUGGGAUUUCUCUUAUCUGCCUUUUGCAUAACCUGAAAACGUCUGGUGUAAGUUGAGUACCCUAGGUCUGUACUGUAUGUCCUCGAAAUCGGUCUUAUCAUCUUAUGAGCUUAAAUUUCGAUUACAGAAUUGGAUGAGUGGUUCGGGUAUGUACUUUUAUGACGGAGGAUUUCUUUCCCUCUUCCAUAGCUCAGUUUUUUGACGUUUUCGUCAAUACUUUAUCUCAAAGAUAACUCAUAUGGCUCUGAAAACCUCUUUAUUUAUUUCAGUUUUGACUACGAUGUAUUUUCGAAUGAAUAGAUCGUUAAAUCUCCUGAAUCUGCUUCAUACAUGCAUCCGCAUUUAGUACUAAUUUUUAUCUGUUUUAAUUAUUUUCUACACGUGAUUUGAAAUCUCUUGAAUCUUUUAUACUAGCUCACUUCCUUAUUGAAAACGUUGAUGUUGUAUUAUGAAAAUUUGGCUGAAAAACCAUCACCACUCACCGGAUCAUAAUUCAUUUAAUUUUUUUGACGUUCGAAGUUUUCUAUCACGGCACAGCUGUUGUGCUGCACCUCUACAAACAUGUGUGGAAAAUGUCUUAUCUAGUCGUAAUUUUCUAUUUUACCUAUCGUUAAUUACACGAAUCGACUUAAUGUAUUCGUAGAUGUAACGAAAUAUCUAAUAGAAAAAUUCAUUAUAGAAAAAAUUGCCGGUAUAAAUAUUGGUAUCGACCUGUGAUGAUAACGAAAGCAGUCAAAUGAUUACACACACACAUGGUGGUGUGUGUAAUUUGUAAUCGCGAUUCGAUAAAAAAAAAAAAAAAAAAAAAAAAAAAACUUAUUAACGAUGCUGCUGAUGUGCACAGCGAAAGAGAUAGGCUAGUACUCCUCUUAUACAUUGUAUCAGGAAGUGUAUGGUUGGUUUUUUUCCCAGUGCGAAGGAACGCAGAUAAACUUGUGGUGUUUUUUUAAGUCUUAAAAAUUGGCUUUUAUUAUAUUAAAAUUUCUCGAUUAUUCUCUUAUCAUCUCGUGUGUUGUUACGAUUUCGGAUCAUUUUAAUUUUGGACGUUUUGCGAUGAAACACGUUUGUUGAUAGUGAUUUUAAACGAUGGAAAAAAUAAAAUAAAAUUUCGAUAAAAUUUUUCACCAGCUGGUGUUGUCGUUCGACGUUUUAUAUUGUGCUAGGUACCUAACAUAAUACUGCGUUUUUCGUUUUUUUUUUCUUUAUCAAAGUGCUCGCUGACGUUGUUGAUAGCACCUAUUUAUGGUCGAUUAGUGUAUCGAAGAAUUGGACGUCGUCGUGGAAAUAAGGUCGCGUAGGUUAGGUUCGUCUGUGUGGGGUAAAUGAUAAUGUUAGCUUUAGUGUAAGAGAAAGGCUUUCGCGAGAGCGCACAAUAAUUUGGUAAUGGACCCGCAGCAGCAGUUUUGUUUAAAAUGGAAUAGUUUUGGCAACAACCUCGUCAGUACUUUUGAUAACUUAUUUAAAUCUGCAAGCCUUACCGAUGUAACACUAUUUUGCGAAGGGGUAACAUUUAAGGCGCACAAGUUAAUUUUAGCAGCUUGCAGUAAACAUUUUCAAGAUUUAUUCGAAUCAGCACCCUCUUGUCCUAGUAUAUUGGUGAUAUUAGAUGGAACAUCGUCGAGUAAUAUGUCCGCAUUACUUGAGUUCAUGUACAAAGGAGAAGUUCAUGUGGCUCAAGAAAGCUUAUCGAGUUUUUUAAAAGCGGCUGAGUAUUUACAAGUCAAAGGAUUAUCCGUAGAACAAGAAAAAUUAGUCACACAACAACACUCGUCUGACUCGAGGGUUGAUUCGCCAAGUAGUACUCGUAAUUCGAAACAGAAUAAGAACACCGGUGGUCAAAAUGCGAAUAAAAUGGAAGAUGGAAGCGGCGGUGGCAGCAGAUCGGGGCACGGCAACGAUUCCGAGUCAAUGUUACCGCCUUCGUCUCCGGCGUCGAGCUCUUCGUAUUCCCCAUCUGCAUAUCCUAUGUAUCGUAAUAGAGAUCAUUACGAUCAGCGAUUACAGGUGUCCAGUCAUGCUUUGUCGUACGAAGUCCUACCACCUUCGCGAAAACGUCAUCCGCCUAGAAGUCCCAACGAUUCGAUGCGUGAUUCUCACAUACGCGGAUCCGUGCUCAGGGACGGAUCGAAACUAGACCGAGAAUCUCCGCUGCAGGUCGGUUUCACGCCACCGCCGUCGUCGUCAGUAUCGCACCAUUACGAACCCCUCCCACCGACGAUACCUCCGCCUUUAUCGGUGGAUGGUACUGCUGCUGCGGGAUCGUUUGAACGUUCCGGAAAUAUCGAGAAGUCGCCUUCGCCCCAACAUUGGCAUUCGAAUUCAAAUUGCGCCGAAGAUCUUCGCAUUAAAUGUGAAGAAAACGCUGGAAGUGGCAUUGACGAAAAUGGAGGCGAUCGGAAGUACUACAGCGGGUCUUUGGAAAGUAAUCAAAGAGACAGAGAAGUCAAUGAUCGCAUUCCACCUCCACCAGCGCUCGAAAUCGUACAGUCGCCAUCCGGUUCAAGAUCAAACACUUGGAAUUCUGCUUUACCUAAUCCGAAAAUGGAUCCACCACAUAAAGGAGUUACCACUACCACUACACCGGAUGGUAAAAAGCUGCAAUGUCCAUUUUGCGAACGUUUAUACGGAUACGAAACGAAUUUACGAGCUCAUAUCAGGCAACGCCACCAAGGCAUUCGAGUACCUUGUCCUUUCUGCUCGCGAACAUUCACAAGAAAUAACACCGUUCGUAGGCAUAUCGCGCGCGAACAUAAAACAGAGCUCAGUUUAAAGGCUUUGCAACAAGGCCAAGUACAAAAUCAUAAUCAAUAGUUUCACCAAAAUACCAGUAACUACCUCUAUAGUACAAAUAUUUUACUUUUCUUCUAUCUCUUUGUUUUCUAUUUAGUUAUUUAAUUAUUUUGUUUAUUUUAUUUUAUUUUUUUUACAGUGUUUUAAUUACUACUUUUUCAGAAAUUUUUUUUUAUUCUGUUGAUAAUUUUUAUUGUACGGUGCGAGUGAAAUGAUUUCAAGGGGCGAUCCCCCUUCGGUAUUUUUUUUUUUUCAAAACGAAGUAUCAUUUUACUCUCGCUCGAUAACCGUUAUUACAGCUCUCUUUGUUAUAUAUGUUAAAAAAACAAUUCAUACCUCAGCAUAUACAUAAUAAUUUGGUUUAAACUAUCGAAAGUUGCCUACUAUAAGGCGAUGCAUCCUGUUUUUUUUUGGUUCCUCUCAUACAGACUCAUUAUGUUUUACCAGUUGUUGUUGUAGCUGUGAACAGUUCGAUACUUAAGCCGAUGGUGGUUUUAAUUUAAUUAUUUAAAACGCCGUUUUAAUUCGUAUGCGAGGGUACGAAAAAAAAAGGAUACUUUCGAUGGCUUGAACCAUAUCACAUAAUAAUCAUGUGCGUUUGUGUACGACGUGUGCAUUUGCAUUUGAAAUCGCUCGAUUUUUCCACUUUGAAUGCCAAAACGAUGAAUGGUACGAAUGAAUUUUCAAUCAUUGAUCUCAAUUUAUGUUACUUUUUUUUAUGUAUAUUUUUUGGCUUUACUAAUUUUGUUUUUUUUUUUAUUCGAUUAGGAAAUACGGUGUGGUGUUUCAGAUAGAGGGAGGGAAAUUGCGUUGUUGAAAAUUAUACUUUUUUUUAAAUCGUCGCCUCAUCAGAAAUAGCGAAAUUUUCUCCUCAAAAAAUUUGAAUUCAUAGAUAUUUAAAUUCAGCUCAAAUUAGUCCUUUGAAAUUCAACAGGUUUUAAAAAUCAAUCAUAUAUUUAAAUGAUACGCGAUCUUACGAGAUUGAAGAAGAAUUUGGAGUGAAAAUGGUUGAUGGGAGAGGGGAAGUCUAAAACUCAAAAUCUGAAAAUUGUCACGCGGAUAUCGAAGUAUUUAUAAUUUUUUUGAACUUGAUGUUCCUCUGGGUUUUGUGUACCUCCUUCAGAAGCACGUUUUGUCUUCGAAGGCUAAACUAUUUUUAAUUUUGUGAUCAAGGAUCUCAAAAAUUUACUUUUUGGUAUCUGCUUCGAAAUUUUCAACUUUUUUGAGAAUUUGGGUUUACUUUUCUCCAUUUAUGAUCCCUACUGACCUCCCUCCUCCUCACUGGUGAGAUUUUCACGAGUUGUUGAAUCAUUUCGAAAAAUUAAAUUGGUAAUUACAAUUAUUCGCCUGUCAGAAUUCAUUCUGAGAUUUAUCAAAAUUCAGCUUUUGACACACCCUCUCCCUCCCCACAGUUUAUGGGGCAAGUUUUUCAUUUUGAAUUGCUUCAAAAAUGUAAAUCUGUCAUUAAUAAUAAUUCAUGUUUCGAAAUCCACUCUAACGAAAUUUUUUAGAGUGUGGUUUUAUGACAGUCAGGGCCCCUUUUUAGGUCCAUUUGAAAAUUUUUUGCAUUUUGAAAUAAUUUCAAAAAUUAAAGAUUAGUUUUUCAAGUUUGAAAAAAAAACUAAUUUUCAAAAAAAAAAUUCUAUUAAAUUUUUUCUAAUUCUGAACUUGAAUAAUUCCUAACUAAAUUUUGUAAAAGACUAAAAAAAGUAGAUGCUACACAAAAGAUCUCCCUCAUUUCGGGUUUGGAUUCAGAAAUUCAUUUGUUUCAAAAUUGUGAGUUUUAAAUUCGAGUUCACUUUUGGCAGCUACGUUAUUUCAAUUUGAACAUGAGAACGAUUUUCUAUUACCAGAAAAGGAAGAGGGAAGUGCUCAAUCUACCUCAAAUCCGACCUUUUCAUUUCGAGUUUUUUUUUUUCAAAUCCGUACGAUCGCCUAUUUCAAUAUUUUUUUUAAUAAAAAGAAACAGUCAACUUAUUAGUAUGAAAUUCCACAGUCUCAUUAAUAGUGAGUUUAUAUUGUAACAAUGCUUUCAGUAGUUUUUAAUUUCGUAAUUGAGAAUGAACGUUCAUCGUUGCGGUAUUGAAAGUGGUUAAAAAACCCUACGAGCGAUGAUAUUUCGGCGAUCUGUGAUUGUAUUUUAAUUUUUCGUUGUUAUUAUUGUUGUUGAAAAUAUUUUUUUUCAUAUAAAUUUAUAUACGUCGAUUACACUCGUACAUGGUCCGUUUUUCUCAAAGUAAAGGCCAAAAAAAUAAUGUAAAUUUUGAAAUAGCUGAACACGAUGCGUGGAUGCAGAACAGGAUAGUCAAAAUACAGUCUUAGUUCUCCCCGUUGCUCCAUUAGUGACGGUGCAUCGGCGAAUACCAUCUCAAGGGGAGAGAGCCACUACAUUGUUCGUCGGUUCCUGUCACUACUAGUCAUUUCUUCUCCUAGUAUGUAAUUCGUUGUUUUAUCAUAAUAUGAUGUAUUGUUUUCAUUUUUUUUUCUUUUGUUUUUUUAAAUUAUGUGUAUAAUACCUAAAAAUUUCGUUCGACUAGUAAGAAGAGCGCGUUGACUGUUUUUUUUAUCGUCGAUAAGUUGUUUGACUAAAACGUGCUAUUCUUUAAUUAUUUUUUACUUAUUUUUUUUUCUCAUAUGUGUAAAUUUUUUUAUGACGGUUUUUAAAAAAAACUUGAACAUCCUAUUCCAUUUUCGUACGUCUGUAAAAUCGGACGUUUUUUUUCGAAUCGUUGAUAUUUUAUUCCGUUAAUUAUUUUUUUUUGUUUUUUUUUCUUCCUUUAGUUGUUUUCUUUCUUUUUUUCAGUUCCAUCUGUUUCUACCUCUGUUUAAUUUUAAUCUUUCGCGUGCAAAUAUGUUGACAAAACUGUAAAAGAGAUUUGGUAAAAUGACAAAAUAUUCGUCGAGCACUCUAUGAAUAUCAUGAUGAAACAAAAAAUAAUUCAAGAAGGGGAAAAAGUAUAUAGGUGCCAUAUAAUCUUCGAUUUGUUGUAAUUUUCUUUUUUUUUUUUUUUUCUAAAUACGUAAGGUACUUGAAAAUGGUGGACAUAUAACGUAUUGUGUGUGGUUUUUUUUCGUUAAUUUAUUUCUAUGUGCGAUGAAUUAUUGAAUGUCGAUGACAAAGCAGUAUAGUUACACCUUUUUAAACAUAAUCACGAUUUGUUAUCGUUUGUUUGUUUUUUUUUUAAAUUUUAUUUCUGUCUUUGAUGAUUUUGUGUUUAACACAGAAAAAAAUUUUGCAAGGUGACCGUAUGUGAAAAAAGUUUUGUUAUUGUGUUGAGUUUUUAUUUUCGUUCGAUUAUGUUUUUUCUUUUCUUUUACCUACCCUUUUUUUUUCGUUUCUGAAUACAAUAAAAUUGUAACUAACCACGAUUUCUGUGUGUUGGGCUGUGUAAUGUAUCAUGAGUUGGUUGCGAUUACCUUUACAGCAACAUAAAAUCACAAUUUUUUGUUUGCAAUAUGAUUUUUUUUUCUCUUUAGUUUUAGCUUCUUGUCGUGUUUUUAUUAUUUGUAUUGUAUUUAAUUUUACAUUUUUCGGUUGACUUUUGUGUUGUAAAUUAGCCGAUUCCGCCGCAUCAUCGUCGCAGUUUGAAAAUUCCAGAUGCAAUUUGAUUGCUCUGUUGCUCUGUUGUUCAGUGUGGGAGGAACUUUUUACACGCGUUUAAAUUUACUCUACUACAAGUAUAUCAGUAUUUUUUUUUUCGUAAUGUUUGUUGUACGUUCGCAUUCCAUUAAUGAUUUCUUACCCCAUAUGUGUGCAUGUGUGUGUCUGCGUGUGUGUGGAAUUUAUUAUAAAAAAUUAAGGUGUAACCACACUCGAAUGUAGGCCUAUAUAUUUGUCCGAAGAGAAGAGGCGACAUUUAACUCUAGUUGAAAAAAAAAAAAAUACGAAAUGAAAAUCCGAACGUUACUGUGUAAAUCAAAGCAUUUGUUUUAUGUUAUUGCUCGCUGUACAUUAUUGUUGUUUUUAUAAAUAGGUAUCGAUGUUAAUAGGUUUAUCGUUAUUCGCCCCUCUAUCGUCUGUUUGUUUGUUCGUUAUAUUUAAUUAAUAGUUAAUCGUUAGUCGUGUAUGUUCGUUGUUUUUACCUCAUUUACAUAAAACUUAAAGGCAAUUAUCUCAGGGAUUUUGACUGCCGUAACUACAUCGCGCUGUGUCGCAGUUGAAGUUAUUUAGUUUUAUAAAAAUACUAUACCUACCUACAUUUUUUUCUUUUCCUCCAUUCUCGCAGAACCUUUUUUUUUUAUCGUGUUUUACUAGUAUCGAACUGUUUUCAUAUUUCUCUCUCUCUGUCUCUUUCUCUCUAUCACUUUCCUAUAGACGCAAUUUUAUUUCAGACGAUUUGUCGUUCUGCUGUUUUUUUCUCCUCAAUGUUGUAUUUGCUAAGAGUAAUAUUAUAAAAUAUAUAUAGAUUUUUACAUCACUCUUCUCAGGGUUUGUACGACAGAAUGUACAUGAAAUUAAGUCAAAUGAAAUCUAUAGUACAAAUUUGAACCUACCUCUAUAUGAUUUUUUGUGUACAUAAUAAUAUUUAAUUUCUCUUUUGUUUUAAAUAAUUCGCGGCGUUUUUUUUCUUUUUAUAUGUGCGAUUUUUAUUUUUACUUACGUGUAUCGAUGUUCUAUGUUUUAUAAUUUUUAAAUGUAGUAGUCUUACGUCGUCUUACAAUAUUCAUUUUGCAGCCAGUUUUAUCGUUUCAUUGUCUCUCCAACAGUUUACGUAGUAGCCAAUUGAAUUACAUGUAGUUUUAUAUUCCUCAUCAUCGAUAGAGUGUAAAAAGUUCCUCGCUGAAUCUUCUGUAUAUGUAGAUAGGUAAAGUAAGAGAUUAAGAUACGCGAAUGAAUUAUUACAUUGAAGUUUUAUAAAUGGUAGAUUGCUUAAAAAUAUUCCAACUUAUGUGUACAAGUGACCGACGCGAGCGUACCUUGGGGCAUAUCGCGAGGCUAAAUUAACCCGCCUGGACCACGUAAAUUUUUUAGGGGCUGAAAGGGAUUUACACCUAUAUAAAAAAUAUUAAAAAAAUAACAUAAAUGUCAUAUCAAAUUAUAUAUAAAUUUUUUUUAUACAUUUUGUAUAUAUUUAAUUGAAAUUUCUGUGUUCUAUCUGUGGGAUUUUUUGAUGUUUUUUCUCUUUUUUUUUCUUUUCGUUUUUUUUAAAUUCCGAAUUGAAAUGUAUAUUUUCAUUCGGUUCUCUGUUUCUAGGUUUUGUUGAAUUAAAAAAAAAAAAAAAAAGAAAGCAAGAUGUCGAUUUACACGAAUUUUACGAUGAAACCUUAGUUUGGUAUGUAAACAAAGUACAACUUCUUUUUUUUUUUCUUCGUUAGCGCUAAGUAAAAAUUUAAUUUUUAAUAUAGUGUUGGUAUUUCUAAUUAUAAGUAAGCUUUUUAAGUGUUCUAGCUGGGUAUUUGUUUUAAUUAUAGGUUUAUAUGUAUUUCUGUUUUUUUUUUCUACAUAUGUUUAUCAUUUUUGUGUUUUAAGCGUUUUGCAAGGUGUAUCAAUCGCCUGCGUAUACGAAAAUUUGAAUUUUUUUAAUUAAACGGGAUUAUUAUUACACCUAGAUUGGGGAUUAUAUUCCAGCGACGAGCGUUGAUAUACCUUGUAUUUAUAUGUGUGAUGUAUGUUAAUGUUUUAUUCUUUGUAUUUUACUAUAUAAUAUUAUAAUUUAAUUACUAUGUUCUUUUACGAACCGACCGUGUUAUGCUCAUUUUACUCCGUAAGUAAAUUCAAUAGUCAGUUUUAAUUAAUUACGUAAAACCGUCCAUUUUUUUCCCAACAACUUAUUAACGUGCUUCUAUCGUAUACUAUUGUAUCUCUUUGAAACAAAACUACUCGUUUGUAUGAUGCUUAUUUAUAAUUUAAAAAUAUCGAUUGAUCAUCAACGAAUGACUUGUCAAUUACGAAGAAAAAAAACCCACCUGCACAUCCCGAUGCUUUACAAAUGCAUUUUAAUCUGUGAUAUAAUUUAUUUUAUUUAAUUUAGAGUGCGAAAAAUCAUGGAUUUUUAUCGAUUUGUAUCGUGAAAUCGGGAAUCUCAGGAAUCUAGGCAGGUUAUAAUAAUCGAUUAAUUUAAAUUAGUUAAAAAAAAUUAAUAAUGCACGGUGAUAAAUAAUUUUUCUCGAAACGAAGAAGUGCGUUAAUAAAAAUAUAAACUACGGGCAUUAUUUUUCACUUACCAUAGAUUUUUAAUUACCUUCUACAUUGUUUUCGUUUUUUUUCUCUCUCUGUAAUAGAAUUUUUAACUUAUUGAUUAAUUUUAUUUUUCGUUUCGUUUCGUUUUACGUAUUUUCAUUUUAUUUUUCGUUAAUCGAGCUUACAUCUCUAAACGUGCGAUUUGUUCGAGUUUUUUCCCUCAUCUGUAUCGAAAGGCUAUGCGAUUUUUUACUACAGCCAGGCCACCCCGUUGAUCCCAAAUCCGUUUAAACUUUGGUGUUAAUUUUUUUUGUAGUUUAACGGUAUUCUGGAGAUUGAUCGGAGGUGAUACGAAGACGAGUUGAAACCGAAACAAUUCGCAACGUUUAGAGAAUGUUUACUAUACUACAAGAGUACAAAAAUACACACAUAAUGAAUUUUGAAAGAAAGAUGAACGUAUUAUCAAACUACAUAAAUUAUAUGCUAACGAUUAUUAUUUUUAAUUAUAACGUUAACGUGUCUCGUUUUUUUUUUUUUUCUAAUUUUUAGUUACGUUGUGGUCAACAAUGUGUACAUGUCAUAUAAAUGUUAUGUCACUUAAUCUAUAUAGAGAUUUUGAGUAGAUAUUAAGUUUUAUUAGUUUUAUGUUUUGUGAUUAUUUCGUUAUAAUAUUCGUUCAAAACGCUUUUUAAUUUUUAGUAGCUUGUAAAGUUUUUUCUCUUUUCUUUUGUUAAUUUUCUCAAUGCAUAUUGCGCUUGUUUGUUUUUCUUUUUUUUUUAAAUUGUUUUUUUUUUCAUUUUUUUUUUCGUUUUGUUUUGGCAAACGAUGCAUAUAAUGCAUGUAUUCUGCCCAGCAGGUUAGUCUGUUAUGUAAAACAGCGUAAAAACUACGCGUAAAAAUUAAUUUCAUAGUAUUUUUUUUUCUUUUUAAAUUAACGAAUCGUUUGAAGUGUGUAAACUGGCGUGGGUUUGGUAUUUUACUACACGUUUUCUGCUUCUUUAUUUACUUGUAUGAAAAAAUUUUGAAAUUUGAUAGAAAUUGCAAAAAUGUUAAUUAUUAAUUUGAUUGGUUUUUUGGAUAAAAGAUUUUAUUUUUAUUGUCCAAGGAGAUCAUAGAUGUAAUCAUUUUUUUCCUGGUCUCAAUGCCAUCUAAUUGAAGAAUAUCGAGGGAUUUUUCUCAAAACAAUUUUCAACAUAUUACCAGUCAGUCCCCUGGACCUCUUCCCUUUCCCUCCCCCUCUUUUUAACCGCAAAAUCGGUUUAGAUUCUUAAAAUUCGUCGUUCUUUUUACUCACUUCAUCCUCCAAUAAAUAGAAUAAGGUUCCUCCAAAUUCUCGAGGCAAUCGAUAGUCGUUUUAGGACACCCUUUAUACAAUUAAAAUUAAAAUAUUAAAAAUCAUUUGCUAUCGUAUCACGAUUUUUUCAGCAAAAAACACAUUUUGGUUUUUAAAAUUGAAAAAAAAAUCUGGUCAAAUGUUAAUAGGUAUGAAUUUUUUUAGUCAUCAAAAAUGAAAAAAAAGAAUAAUCAGAAACAUAUUUUUUUGAAACAGUUGAAAAUUUUUAUUUUAAACGAAUUUCGAGAAACCAUAAAUCUAAAAAGUUCAGUUGUUAUUUUCUAAUAUUUUUGAUUUUUUUUGGUAGUUGAAAUUCGUGAUAAUUAUGAUUUUUUUAAUGGUGUGGCAGGAGGAACGUCGUGCUAUUUUACAAAAGUUUUUGACAUUUUUCUCGUGAUCUAACGUACCUACUCGAAAUCACAAUUUCCAAAUUCAUUCUUGUCAACUUGGGAGGGGGCACCAUCGAAUAAUCUACAUUGCUCAAGUAGAAUAAAAUCAAAAUUUUUGAAAAAAAAACAUGAAUUUUCACUGAUACAUUGUUCAAUUUAAAGGUGAUUUUUGAGAUUUGGAAACAAUUUUUUCACAAAAAAAGCUAAUUGGCAAUUGCAUUUUUCGAUACGAUGGGUCCAAUUAGACAAUGAAAAUUGAUCUUUUUUAAAAAUAUCUAAUCGAAUUAAGAUGGAGAUGUGAAUUCAAAUUGAAUACCUUCGUAUAAAACUAGCUCAAUGAGCAUUUAAUGAUCCAAGAUGAAAAAAAAUUAUAAGUAAUAAUAUCUCUUAAAGCAGUAAACGUUGGUAAAAUCCACGAUGCAAUAAAUAUUUAUUCGAAAAAAUAUAAGUAAUACGCGUAGGGAUUUUAAAAUGUAAAAAAAUGGAGAAAGGCAACUCGAAAAAUUGAUUGUAUUAUCAGUUACCAUUAAUUUAAACUUACAAUAGAUACUGGUUAAAAUAAAUACUUGUAGUUACCUGAGGUUGUUAAUCUAUAACUUUAAUAAUGAUCGAUUCAUCUAGAUAUUCAAACGAUUCGUUAUAUGUUGUAUAAUUUUACGUGAUUUUCGUUUGUGAUAUUUCAUUUUGCCAUUUUCAAAAAAUGGUAUCUCCGUAACCGUUACAAAAAAGAAAUCUUGAAUCGCUUGCAAAGUGCUUUUCUUAUUAUGUUUUUAGUUCUAAGUUUUAUCUAGUAUGCUUAGGUUUUUAUUAUUUUUUUCUUUGUAAGAAAUCUUGUAACUGGUCAUUGUUUUUAUUUCGCCAAUUUUUUUUUCUUUUUGAAAGGGGUUAAACGAUAACGCAUGAAAAAUAAAAAAAUUUCAGUGACAUAACUGUUUAGAAACAUUGUUGUCUAAAACCGUUUUUUUUUUUUUACUUUUUUUUUUGUAAACCGGAAGCAUUUAAAUAACAAGAUAUUUACUAGCAAAAUUGUACAUAUUGUUUUUCUUUGUUGUUAUUACCGCAUAAUUAGUUUUUCAAACGAAACAAACAUGUUGUUAAAAAAAAAUUUUGUGAAAUAAUUUGAACACCGAAAAGCAUAAAUCGUCGUACCAAUAAUAUAAAGGUUUCAUUUUUUUUUAUCGUGCUGGUUGACGCGACGUUGUAUGACAUUUUUUUGAACCAUUUUUUUUUUUACCUUAUUUCGAUUGGUAUGUGAAUAAUACAACAUAAUACAUACAUAAUAAACGAGUAGAAUUGAUUUAUGCUUUACGUGGAAAAAUUCUGUUGAGCAUAAUAGUGUUCAUUUUAGUAAUUUUCUCAAAGUACAAUAAUAAAAAAGUACAAAGUACCUUAUAUAUUAGUUUUGUGUGUUAUAGGUGUUGUUUUAUUUUUCGUUUUUGCCCCGACAUGUAUUAUAUUGUUGCCAUUUAUAAAAAUUGAUUUAAAAAAAAAAAAAGAAAAAAAAUCAAGGUAUACAUCAAAUUAUAAAUGUACGAAAAAUCGAAGAAUCAAAUGUAUUAUUAUACUAUCUGAUUAUUUAGCGGUGUAUACCUUUUAUAUUUUUAUUUGUUGUUUUGCAAAAUGUGAUUGUAUUUGCAUUGAAUGUCGUUGGGUUUGUACCAUUAUUAAAUGUCAUAAAUACAUAAUUAUAAAAAUGUC
This is a messenger RNA of Planococcus citri (citrus mealybug), 12660 nucleotides long. It is a transcript of the gene chinmo, whose product is annotated as Chronologically inappropriate morphogenesis. Gene Ontology annotation, biological process: regulation of transcription by RNA polymerase II. The transcript is spliced from 6 exons. Lineage: Eukaryota; Metazoa; Arthropoda; Insecta; Hemiptera; Pseudococcidae. Gene Ontology annotation, molecular function: protein binding. Gene Ontology annotation, cellular component: nucleus. The coding region runs from base 1713 to 3140 and encodes 475 amino acids. The record is from RefSeq and is a predicted model, not a curated record.